Messenger RNA from Planococcus citri (citrus mealybug), 4312 nucleotides. RefSeq names its product aminopeptidase N-like. NCBI's taxonomy places the organism in Eukaryota, Metazoa, Arthropoda, Insecta, Hemiptera, Pseudococcidae. Gene Ontology annotation, biological process: proteolysis; peptide catabolic process. The record is from RefSeq and is a predicted model, not a curated record. Gene Ontology annotation, molecular function: peptide binding; zinc ion binding; metalloaminopeptidase activity. The transcript is spliced from 14 exons. Gene Ontology annotation, cellular component: cytoplasm. Bases 491 to 3490 code for a protein of 999 amino acids.
UUAUACGCCAAAAGCACGUUCAAAUAACAAAAAAAGCAAUACGAUUAUAAAUAAUAAUUAAUAAGUGGAAGUCGACCAGUAUAAUUUUGAAGGCAAUUUUACAAUUGUGUCAGUUUUUAUCACAAUUAAAGUACAUUAUUAUGUAGCAAAAUAUGUAUCUACUAUUUUCAUGGUCUAACGAUCAUCGUACAUAAAAAAUUAUACACAUAUGCACACCAUACCUACUUGUACGAGUAUAUGCACACUAGUACAAUCUCCCUAUUUUUUUCUGGCAAUUUACGUUAGGUACUUCUUUUCUCUGCAAUGGUGCAUGUUGAAUAUUAUUCUUCGCGGUGGUGCUAUUACUUUUAAUAAAUUCUCGCGAGUAUCUAAAAUAAAAUUCGCUUUCGACAAAUGUGCACUUUUCGAGCGUGUGUUGUAUUUUCAAAAAAAUUUCAAUCCGAGUGUCGGUUCUGUGAUCGCGUGACCUCGUCGUGUACCACCCACCAUCAUGUCGCAGUCGGAUCUUCGACACCUGUAUUUCGUGUUUUUAAGCGUGAUCACCUUGAUGACAGGAUUAUCUUCUCCUUUGAAUGAUUCCCAAAAUGAUACGAUCUCCGAAGUGAACCAAACUACCCCAGAUGAACAAACCACAGAGCCCCAAGUUCUGCCGGAUAUAUAUAGGUUGACCGACGAAGUAGUGCCCACCUUUUACGAGCUGAGAAUAGCCCCAGAUUUGAAGAACUUCACGUUCGUCGGUAAAGUAGAAAUUGCCAUCCAUGUGAAAUUUAAUACCGAUAAGAUCGUCCUGCAUAGCAAAAAUCUCACCAUAACGAGUGUCAAAGUAUUCAAAAUGGAUUCGUCGAGGGAAUUCCUCGACAGUAGUUACGAACUGGACGAAUCUAACGAUCUAUUGGUCGUUGAGACGGGACAGUCGCUGAUGUUUAACACUAAUUACAGCCUUAUUAUCGAAUUCCAAGGGGUAUUAAGCCACAGCAUGCGAGGAUUUUAUCGUACUUCGUAUAGGCCUUCUAAUACUGGUGAUGAAAAAUGGACAGUGGUAACCCAAUUUGAGCCGAAUUACGCCCGCGAAGCAUUUCCAUGUUUCGACGAACCUCGUUUUAGGACAACGUUUACAAUUUACUUGGCUCAUUCUCGAGAUCAACUCGCCAUAAGCAACAUGCCGUUUGAAAAUUGGCAACCAUCCGAUGCAAUGAGUGGUCCAGAUCGUGUAUGGGGAAAAUUCAGAAAAUCGCCACCAAUGCCAACUUACUUGGUAUCGUAUAUGGUGUCAAAUUUGCAUAACGUUGCUCAAACCGAAGGAAAUGUACGAGUAAUUGCGAGAAAAAAUGCUCCACAUCAAGCCAUCUAUGCUUUGAAACAAGGCACCAGAGCACUCAGACAACUCGAGGGGUAUACCGGUAUAUCGUACAUGUUACCAAAACUAGAUCUCGUAUCGGUUCCAGAUUUGGACGACGAUGGGAUGGAGAAUUGGGGUAUGGUGACUUUUAGAGAAAGCAGCCUGCUUACUGACGAAUCAAUGAGCAGUGCUGAACACAGGCAGGAGAUAACGCAACUUAUCAGUCACGAAUUAUCUCAUUUGUGGUUUGGAGAUCUAGUCACACCAGCAUGGUACAGUUACUUAUGGCUCAAAGAGGGAUUCGCUUCUUAUUUCGAAUAUUUUAUAACAUCAGCGAUCGAGCCAACAUGGAACAUUGAUCAAUUAUUCGUAAUAGAAAACGUUCACGAAUCUUUGCAACUCGAAGUAACCGCUCCAAGACCAAUGACAACGUUUAUUCGAAAAUCUAAACAAAUCGAGAACUCCUAUGACAUCAUAAGUUACAACAAAGCUGCCUCUAUCAUCAGGAUGCUAGAGCACAUGAUAUCACCAAGCACCUUCAGAAGCGCUCUUCAUAAUUUCCUCAACGAUGGAGAAAAAGUUCACGAAGGUGUGGUAAUCCAAAAAAAUCUGUUUGACGCGAUAGAUACCGAAUCGCAACGCUCUUCUCCCAUAAUUUCGCCUCAGUUAACGAUUUCCCAAAUAAUGAAAACCUGGACAGAAAGUAUCGGAUUUCCUUUAAUCAAGGUUUUGAGGAAUUACAGCGAUGGGAGCAUUGAAGUCACACAGGAGCCUUUUCAAGACGUCACAACUAAUAUAAUUUUACCUAGAAGUCAAAAUUGGAUUGUGCCAUUAACUUUUACAACAAAAUCUCGACGGCAGUUUAACAACACCAGACCAAUCACUUGGUCAACUGCUAAUGAUCCUACUGAAAUAUCAGAAAAUAUUUCAAGCACCGAUUGGAUUUUGUUCAAUUUGCAGAACGUCGGCUAUUAUCGAGUAAACUACGACAGACAAAAUUGGAACUUAUUGAUCGAUCAACUGCACCAAGAUCAUGAAAAAAUACACGUCUUGAAUAGGGCUCAGUUGAUCAGCGAUGCGUAUAAUUUAGCUUUUAACGAAUACUUGAGCUAUCAAGUGCCCUUGAAAUUGACUGAAUAUUUAUCCAAAGAAACCGAUAUGAUUCCUUGGUAUGCAGCCAUCAGAGCUUUCAAAAUGCUACAAUCCAAAUUACGAAACACUCCCAGUGAAGAAUUCUUUAAAACCUAUCUGUACGAUUUGGUGAAAAAAUCUUACGAGACUUUGGGAUACGAAAUCAAAUACAGAGACAGCCACGUCGUGAAAAUAGUAAAACCCGAGUUCUUGAGUUUAGCCUGCAAUUUGGGCAUAGAAGACUGCAUUCAAAAAUCAGUCGAAGAAUAUGAGAAAAAUAAAGCUGAUCUCGCCAAAGUUCAACCAGAUUUAAAACCAGUGGUAUAUUGUCACGCUCUGCGUAACUCCACAGAUCAACCAACAAUUCUCAAAUAUUUAUGGACCACAUAUAUAAGAUACGAAGUGAUUUAUGAAAGAAACCAGAUUCUCGCCGCUCUCACAUGUGCCACAGACGCACAAGUUAUCAAAAAGAUAUUAUCAAAAAUGUUCGAUCCGAUAAAUACGGAUAUUCGAAAAGAAGACGAACAAUACUUCUUAGAUAAACUGGAUUCGCGAUCUGAAGCAGUCACCGCAACUCUCCAAUUUAUUGACGAGAAAGUCGGCACCACUGUCGAUCUGAGUGAUGACAACGUUGAAUUCCUACAAGGUCUAUUAUAUUCGAUAAAAGACAACAUAAGAACUGAAGACCAAAUAGAACAAUUACGAGACUUACAAAAUAAAUUUAAUGUGUCUGUUGAUAACGACUACGAAGAAUUCACUGAUACAUUGAAAGCUGUGAUAUCCAUUUCGGAAGACACCAUCAAAGAUGCUGCUGCGAAACCCGAACGAGUUGAAAAAGAAUUCUUGCAGGCAGAUACGAAUGGAUCAGAAUCUUCAGAGUCAUCAGAGGCGACAGACGUGAUAGAUGGUUCCGAAGCUGGAAGUUCAGCAACUCUGAUUUCUAUCCCAAAAUUAUUGUGGAGUUUAAUUUCCAGCAGUGUAGUGCUCUGUUACUCUUUGUCAAGGUUCAGCAUAUCGUAAUCCCUAAUGUGAUACCUACGUAUGACUUCUAAUCAAGAUCUAGAUAAUUAAGUAUAAACUUAUAUGUGAUCUGUCACGAGAAAACCAACCUAGUGUCCAAAACGUAAAUUUUACAGGAAGGGCAUUUGAAGUUUUGAGUCUAUGUAUCAAGCGAUCCAAAAUUUGUAGGUCCAUGAAAGUUGCACCACUUUUGACCCCUAUGAGUGCCAACAUAACCCGAUAUUUUUUUUCGGAAUCAUCAGAUUCAAGGUUGCCAAGUCCAAUAAUUGAAAUUUAUUUUCCCAAAAUCAAGUUUUUCGAUUUUUUUGAAUUUUUUGCCAAGAAUGUUGCAAAAACUACCCGAGUAUGAAUUAUUAAUGAAGAAUAAGCUGUUAUUAUAAUUAAAUUUAUCGCGUUUCUUAACAAAGUUGUUCAAGGUGAAAAGAGUUGAUUUUUCCAACUCAAGCCUCACUCAAAUUUCAAAAUAUGGCACAAAUCCUCCAAAUGUGGGCCAAUUGUUGCAAAAAUUUUCAUUUCGACUCCCCAGAACAUACCUUUCAAGAAAAUCAAAAAAAAAAAUGUUUUUUUCAAUUUUUACUGUACUUGCUCUAUUUCUUUGACCUCAGAUUUAGGGUCAAGAGAAUCGUUCGCGAACGUUUCAACCCCCACAAUCGGAUUCAGCACCCUAAGUACUACUAAUAUCCACCAUAAAAAAGAUAUCGAUUUUUUGACACUAAGUUGGUUUUCUCGAGACAGAUCACAUAUGUACUUGUACAUUUGUAAAUAAAAUGUAUCUUAAGGAUCUAGAAAAUCUAUCAAACUCCAAUUAAACUGAUGACAAGA